This is a messenger RNA of Gryllus bimaculatus (two-spotted cricket), 1887 nucleotides long. Lineage: Eukaryota; Metazoa; Arthropoda; Insecta; Orthoptera; Gryllidae. The record is from the annotation of a GenBank genome assembly.
AUGCCAAACUCCCCAAAAAGUCAAAAAUUUCUGUCCCCCCCUUGUGAGCGCCGACAUGGAAUGCCCGUGCCUCUUGACAAUGUACCGUGCGUGUGCGCGUGCUCGCGUGACGGCGAGGAGCGCAGCUACAUCUUCCUGCUGUACCCGCCCGACGUGGUGCACACGCUCAAUCCGGACCUGUACAUCGUGCGCGUGCCCUUCCGCUCGCUGGUGGUGGGGCUGCUGGCGCACCAGAUGCUGCUGCAGACGGUGGGCAGCGUGCUUCUGCAGGGCACGAGGCACGUCAUCCCCAGCCUGGCGAACGUGCUGCUGUCGAGCCCCGGGGUGGGCGGGCGGCGCGGCGACGGUGGCGCCGACGAGGAGCCCGAGAACCGGCUGUCGGGGCUGAUGGCGCACAUGCAGCCCGAGCACAUCCAGACGCUGCUCGCCUGCCUCGACCUCUCCUACGACCGCGCCAUCGACUUCGACUCGCGCCCGGGCCUCAAGUUCCUCGUGCAGAAGGAGGAGGAGGACGACGACUCGGACGGCGGCGGCAGCGGCAUCAUGCGCCGCCCGGGCAGCCUGCCCGUCCCGCUGGCGGGGGCGGCGGGCGAGGGCGGCGAGGGCGGCGCGGGCGGCGCGGGCGACGCGGGCGGCGGGCUGGGCGACAUGAGCGUGUUCCUGCGGCGGCUGCGGCGCUCCUUCGACCGCCUGUGCGACACGUACGUGGACGUGGUGCUGGACAAGGACGGGCAGCACUCGGCCGUCGACCACAUCUCCGACCAGCCCAUCUUCUUCCUGAUCGCGCAGCCCGACGACUUCCCGGAGAUCCGGCGCAAGGAGACGCCGCCCCCGCCGCCGCCCAACGCGCUACAACACCAGCAGACCGCGCAGGAGGCGUGUGGGGCAGCAGGAGCAGCGGGGCAGGCGGGCCCCGCGGGGGCGGGCGCGGGGGCGGGAGCUGCGUUGGGCGAGGCGCUGGCGCUGCCGGCCAGCCCCGGCCACUCGUCGCGCCCGCCCUCCGUCGCCGCGUCCUCGCUGCUCGACUCCGAGGACGACGUCUUCGAGGACGACCCGCCCCCCGCCCCCGCCCUGGACGACGGCCGCCCGCGCCCCUUCGCGCUCGCCGACUUCGCGCGCAGGCCGUCGACGGGCUGCUCGGGCGACGAGUCGGACGGCGCGCCGCUGACGCGCGUGGACGAGAACACGCUGUGCGCCGGGGAAUCCCCGCCGCCGGCGUCCGUGUACCGCGUGGCCGGGCGGCGCGAGGUGGCCGGGCUGGUGGGCGAGUACAAGCGGCGCAAGCAGACGCGCGCCAUGCCGCCGCCGCCGCCCGGGGCGCUGCAGCCGCCGCAGCAGGCGCUGGUGCCCAGGCGCAACCCGUUCGCCGACGCCCCGGCCCCAGCGCCGCCGCCCUGCGAGCCCGUGCCCGUCGAGAUCGAGCAGCAACGGCGCACCAGCCUCUUCAGGGACAGCGAGGCGCACCGCAAGGUGUGGGCGGAGAUGCUGGGCUCGGUGUUCGACCUGCUGUCUCAGCUGGACGACGCGCGCUUCCGCGCGCUGCUGCCGGUGCUGUUCCACGGCGUGCGCCGCCUCACCGCGCACGCCGCCGACGCCGGCCUCAAGCAGGCCGUGGCCGAGCUCUUCCACCGCGUCGCCAUGCUCUACGGCUUCAGCCCCGAGCGGCGCGCCGCCACCGCCAAACACCACCGGCACCACCACCAACAUACACCAGCGGCAAAAUGUCAUAGGGGAGGGCUGUCAACGCUUCCAUUAUCUACGCCGCAAGACGUCACCAUCACCAAACACUACCGGCCGAAAAUGAAGGCGGCACGAUGUCAUCAGCGGGGCUCUCCGCCGUUGCCAUUGUCUCCACCAGAAGGCGCCACCACCACCAACUUACACUAG